Molecule: messenger RNA, 1090 nt
Organism: Triticum dicoccoides
Lineage: Eukaryota; Viridiplantae; Streptophyta; Magnoliopsida; Poales; Poaceae
Product: ricin B-like lectin R40G2
Source: RefSeq, a predicted model, not a curated record
CCUAGGGUCGAGAACCAUGUCCAGUCAAGGGCAAAAAACGUUCAAGAUCCUGUGCCGCACCAAUGAGGACUACUGCAUCACCGUCCGCUGGGAUGACGACGGGGGCAUCGCGGUCGUCAUGGCGCCAACAAACCCCCGCGACCAGCAGCAGCACUGGUACAAGGACACGAGGUUCAGCUCUACGGAGGACGAGGACUGGUUCCCGGCGUUCGCGCUCGUCAACAAGGCCACCGGGUUCGCCAUCAAGCACUCGUCUGGGCAGUCUGAGCCCGUGAGUCCACCAGCACCACCACGCUUGAGGACCUGUAAUUUCUUGGAUCUUUGUGUCCAUCAUUGCUCACAUACAUCUCACAUCCACGUGCAGGUAACUCUGGUGCCGUACAAGUACGACCCAGAGGCGGUGGACGAAUCGGUGCUGUGGACGGAGAGCGACGAUGUGGGCGACGGCUUCCGCUGCAUCCGCAUGAUCAACAACAUCCACCUCAACUUCGACGCGUUGGAUGGCGUGACGGAACUCCAGGACGGCACCCCCAUCGUGCUGUGGGAGUGGCUCGAGGGGGCGAACCAGUCCUGGAUGAUCCUGCCGUGGGGCACCGACGGUGGCCUCCAUCCUGCGCUGUCCUCUGAGUGCACCAUGCGCAUCUUCUGCAGCGCAGGCGAGGAGUACAGCAUCGCCGCAAGGGACGGCGCGGUGUGCCUCGCGCCUGCGGACCCCAACGACGACCUGCAGCACUGGGUGAAGGACAUGAGGCACGGUGAAGACAUCAAGGAUGAGUAUGAGCAGCCUGCGUUUGCCCUGGUGAACAAGGCCACCGGUGAAGCCAUCCAGCAUUCCCUGGAAAAGGGCCACCCUGUUCGCCUUGCGGCAUACGACCCGGACUGCCCGGACGAGUCGGUGAUGUGGACGGAGAGCGAGGACGUCGGCGACGACUUCCACUGCAUCCGCAUGGCGAGCAACAUCCAGCUCAACUUCGACGCCGUCCAUGGCGGCGAGGACGAGAGCGUGGUGCAGGACGGCACCACCAUCAUCCUGUUUGACUGGGUUGAGGGAGACAACCAGCGCUGGAGGAUCGUUCCCUGGUGUGAGUAA